CACAUCCAGGCAGUUACGGAUUUGGCUGUUAACAAUUUCAGGAAGGUGAUUUCUCUCCUCGGCAAGCCGAAUCGAAUAGGUCACGCCAGAUUCAGAAGAGCCCCUGUUUCUGUUUCUGCUUCUGAUUCUACCUCCGCCGCCGCCGUGGCGCCGGGGCCGUCUUCUUACUCUGCUCCAGUGAUUGUUCCUCCGACGACGGAACAAGGGUCUGGCUCUGUUUCCGGUGGCUCGGCGUUCAAGGUCUACCAGCCGAAAACGAUUCACCGGCUGCCUCCCUUGCCGACCAACCACCACCACCACCACCAGAAGGCGGCGGCGGUCGCGGUGGCGAAGGAGAGGAACGAAUUAGUGCCGUCUUCUACCAUCAAUUUCUCGAAUUCGCCUUCGAUUUUAGCCGCUACUACCUCGUUCAUGUCCUCCCUGACUGGGGAUACAGACAGUAUGCAGAGAUCUAUGUCGUCCUCCGAGUUUCAGUUCACCCUGCCCUCUCACGGGAAGCCUCCCUUGUCUUCCUCCUCCCUCAAGAGAAAGUGCAGCUCCAUGGAUGACGUCAGAUGCGGCUCCUCCUCUGACCGCUGCCAUUGCUCCAAGAAAAGGUUCGCCCUUUAUGCCCCAAAUUCCAAUAAAUCUUGA
This is a messenger RNA of Linum tenue, 633 nucleotides long. NCBI's taxonomy places the organism in Eukaryota, Viridiplantae, Streptophyta, Magnoliopsida, Malpighiales, Linaceae. The record is from the annotation of a GenBank genome assembly.